Molecule: messenger RNA, 1371 nt
Organism: Ilex paraguariensis (yerba mate)
Lineage: Eukaryota; Viridiplantae; Streptophyta; Magnoliopsida; Aquifoliales; Aquifoliaceae
Source: the annotation of a GenBank genome assembly
AUGAUGCUUCCCCUCUUCCUAGCUCUAAAUAUCUUAUCAUCGACGGAGCCUGUUCUGGGUGCUAGACACGGACAAAUGCCUCGUGAGAAAAAGUUGAACUCAGGUGGAACUGAGGAUCUUGUGACGAACUUGCCUGGCCAGCCCAAAGUAGAUUUCCGGCACUAUGCUGGGUACAUUAAAGUGAAUGAAAAGAAUGGAAGAGCCCUGUUCUAUUGGUUUUAUGAGUCUUUGACUCUUCCUGGGGAGAAACCUCUGGUGCUGUGGCUUAAUGGAGGGAGGAUUAUAAGACCUACCAGAUUUAUUGGGAUAAAGUUUGGUCCUGGUUGUUCUUCUGUGGGAUAUGGAGCAACACAAGAGAUUGGUCCAUUCAUUGUGGACACAGAUGGACAUGACCUUAGGAUGAAUCCUUAUGCAUGGACUACAGAAGCCAAUAUGUUAUUCCUGGAAUCUCCGGUUGGUGUCGGUUUUUCCUACUCAAACACAACCAGCGAUUAUGAUAAUCUUGGAGAUGACUUCACAGGAAAAUAUGUUCCCGAGCUGGCUGAGAUUAUCCAUGAUAAGAACACGGAUCGUUCUUUAUUUAUUGAUCUGAGAGGCAUAUUGCUGGGCAAUCCUGAAACAUGUGAUGCUGAGGACUGGAAAGGUCUGGUGGAUUAUGCUUGGAGCCAUGCUGUUGUAUCAGAUGAAACACACAAAACUAUCAGAGAAUCCUGUGAUUUCGACAGCAACAGUACAUGGAGCAAUGAAAACUGUAGUCAAGCAGUCGAUGAAGUACUGAAUCAGUAUAGAGAGAUAGAUAUCUACAGCCUCUAUACCUCAGUAUGUAUUGGCAAUUCAACAAGUUCAGAAGACAAAUCAUUGCAAGUCGUGUUCAAGAGUACCUCUAAGAUGAUACCAAGAAUUAUGGGUGGAUAUGACCCGUGCCUUGAUGACUAUGCGAAGACUUACUACAACAGGCCUGAUGUUCAGAAGGCCCUUCAUGUUAGUGAUGGUAACCGCAUCAGAAACUGGAACAUUUGCAAUAUGGACAUAUUUAAAGGCUGGAAAGAUUCAAAGGAAUCUGUUCUUCCCAUAUACAAUAAACUUAUCGAUGGAGGACUUAGAAUAUGGGUUUACAGUGGAGACACCGAUGGAAGAGUCCCUGUCUUGUCCACAAGAUAUAGUUUAAGCACUCUGGGACUGCCCAUCACCAGGGCAUGGAGGCCAUGGUACCACCAGAAGCAGGUUGGUGGUUGGCUUCAAGAGUAUGAGGGGCUUACUUUUGCAACAUUCAGAGGAGCUGGUCAUGCAGUGCCCAUUUUCAAACCAGGAGAGUCACUGGCAUUCUUCUCGUCCUUUCUUCGUGGGGAAUCUCCACCAUUCCAACGAUAA